Messenger RNA from Ipomoea nil (Japanese morning glory), 645 nucleotides. Its product is annotated as axial regulator YABBY 4. The record is from RefSeq and is a predicted model, not a curated record. The transcript is spliced from 7 exons. Gene Ontology annotation, cellular component: nucleus. Lineage: Eukaryota; Viridiplantae; Streptophyta; Magnoliopsida; Solanales; Convolvulaceae. Gene Ontology annotation, biological process: cell fate commitment; plant ovule development; multicellular organism development. Bases 1 to 645 code for a protein of 214 amino acids.
AUGAACCCUCUCUUCAAUCUCCAAGACCAGCUGUGCUAUGUAAAAUGUGGCCACUGCACCACCAUUUUACUUGUGAGCGUGCCCCGGAGCAGCCUGUGCACGGUGGUGACGGUCAGAUGCGGCCACUGCACCGCCAUUCUUUCCGUCAACAUGAUGGUCAGAACUUCACUUGUCCCUUUCCACCUCUUGGCUGCUUCCCUCGAUCAUCAUCAUCAUCAGUGGAAACAAGAAGGAGAAGAAGAAGAAGAAGAAGAGCAAGAAGGGGAUUCCAAUAAUAACCCAAAACCCUGGGAGAAAAACAGCCCCUUCUUGGAGGAAGAAGACAAUAAUGAUGAUUCCCCAGUUACCCAAACUGCCGUCACUAAACCUCCUGAGAAGAGACAACGAGCUCCCUCAGCUUACAACUGCUUCAUCAAAGAAGAGAUCAAGAGACUGAAGGCUUCGAAUCCUUGCAUGAGCCACAAGCAGGCCUUCAGCGCUGCGUCCAAAAACUGGGCCCAUCUGAGACCAAGUCAACACCAUGAAAGCGAAGGAGGAAGCUAUGAUCAAGAAGAGAUAAAUGUGCAGUCCAUGUACUCGGGGACUGAGCAGUCAUCCAAAUUCCACAUUGAAUUCAAAAUAAAGAUCAGACUUAAUCCCAGCUGA